UGAUAAGCGGUUGGAUGUCCAUCCUGCCAUCCUGCUGCCGCAUCCGGCCAAAACCAGUACAUGUGGGCUGAGGCAUCACACUGGACCUCAAAGUCUUGCUGAAAAUUUGACAAUUGUAGCACCAACUUUGUUGAGAGGAAAAGUUUUAACUGGUUGAAGACUUCUGCUGCACUUCCUGACUUCCUGUUCAGACAAAGGAGUUCUUCUUCUAUAGUUGUGUCAAGGGUCCUGCAAUCAUUUUGUAUCGUUGAAUAAAUUUGGGGUAGUAACCACUAACCAGCAAGGCCUAAGAACCUGUGUAAGGCCAUGAUUAAGCUAGGAGUGGGCAAAUCAAUUACUGCUUGAAUCUUAGUUUUAUCAACCUCAACCCCUGACCCCUCCACUAUAAAUAACAUGUCCUCGGAAAUGAACCAAAACAGUUCAGAAGCUGCACUUGGAGUCUUGGACUGCUUGAGAAAUAAGCUAUUCUGACGUAGCAAAUGGUUUAAAUUUCUCUAUGGUGUGUUAGGCUGCUGCUGCUGUGCAUUUCCAGGAUUUUAAUGCUGAGGUCCUGCAGUGUCUCACCAUUCCACAUGAGUCUGGGGCGACAUUCAAUGCAUUGUUCCUCAUACUGAUGCUAAUGAUACAAGUGAGGGUCAAACUAUGAAUGGCACUGCAUGUUAUGAUAUAAUUCUCAUGGCUGAAACAGUGUAUUCGAUGUCUGCACUCCCCGGUCUUUAUAAACUUAUUGAAAAGUGCACAAGUUGUCCUCAUGGAGUGGUCUAUGUAGCUACUAAAAAGCAUUACGUUGGGGUUGGCGGGGGAUCAAGACGUUUUGUUUCAAUGGUGGAGAAAUAUGGUAAGCCUUCUGCUAUAGCAUCACUGAUGAGUGAAUCUUGCUAUCUUAUUAUAAAUCUACAAUUGCAUAGUUUUUCGCUCGGUAUUCCUAUAAAUUAUAUGUUGAAUUUAUUGCCUUUUCUUGAUUGAUAGAAAGGUAAUGCGAAUAUGCAAUAGUGUGAUGGAAGUAGAACUUCUCCGGUUUUUGUUUUUCUUAUUAGGAAAUGCAUCAUAUGGAUGAGAUCAUUCAAAAGGUUUUAACUUUAGGUCUCUUGCUUGACAUUUUUGUAAGCCCGUGAUUGGGGUUGGUUAGAGCCUUAGAGGACUUCGGGGUGAAUGAGAGAAAAGUGAAGCAGUUUGUUUUGUUGGGGGAAUUUUGGUGUAUGGGGAGGAAAGUGGGGGAGCUUUGGAGUCCUCAUUCCUCAAAACUCUUCAUA
Molecule: messenger RNA, 1253 nt
Organism: Cuscuta epithymum
Lineage: Eukaryota; Viridiplantae; Streptophyta; Magnoliopsida; Solanales; Convolvulaceae
Source: the annotation of a GenBank genome assembly